This is a messenger RNA of Musa acuminata subsp. malaccensis (wild Malaysian banana), 1221 nucleotides long. Its product is annotated as protein IQ-DOMAIN 6-like. Gene Ontology annotation, molecular function: protein binding. NCBI's taxonomy places the organism in Eukaryota, Viridiplantae, Streptophyta, Magnoliopsida, Zingiberales, Musaceae. The record is from RefSeq and is a predicted model, not a curated record.
AUGGGUGGUGGUUCCGGGAAGUGGAGGAUAAACUCCCUCAUUGGCCUCGGAAAGCAGGACAAGUUGGACCAGGAGAAGGCGGAAGAAGGCUGUAGUGAGAGCGGAAGCCGGAGGUGGAAGUUCUGGAAGAAGUCCUCCCAGCCGGGAGCCAGCGAGAGUCACCGGUCGGCUUCGGAGGUGGUGGAGGAGGAGGAGGUGGCGGCUCUAUAUGCUUCUACGAGCGUUUGCUCUCCGCAUAAUGAUUUCAAGGUCGUGAGGCAGGCGUUUGCGGCUAUUAGAAUACAGGCAGCUUUCCGCGGAUGCUUGGCCAGAAGAGCCUUGAGCGCUUUGAAAGGGAUCGUCAGGCUUCAAGCUCUGGUGCGAGGCCGGCGGGUGAGGAAGCAGGCAGCAGCGGCGGCGACGCUAGAGUGCAUGCAGGCACGGGCCCAGGCCGCGCAGCGUAGGAUCGACAAUUGCCGGAGCAAAGUGGCUGUCUUAAAGGAGGCGGAGGAUGGUUGGUGUGACAGUCCGGGAACACUGGAAGAGAUCAAAGCGAAACUACAGAUGCGGAGAGAUGGAGCCAUGAAGAGAGAGCGGGCCAUCGCUUACUCACUGUGCAAAAAGCAGUGGAGGCCAAAUGAUCUGAACAAGUGUUCUAAACCACCUGUGCUUUGCUUCGAUGAUCACGAAACUUUUCAUUGGAGGAGGUCACGGCAUUGGAUGGCAACAACAGCGAAACCUUGGGAAAACAGGUUUAUGGAACAGAUUCAGAUCGAACCAUUUGAGAUUGAGAAUUAUGGGGGAUCUGAUUGUACAAACCAUGUGGAUCCACGCGUAGUAAAAGCUAAAAGGAACGACGUCGCCACAAGACCAUCUGCAAACCAUGCGUCUGUGCUCAGGGAGAAAGGCCGCAGAGUUCAGAUUGAUUCCUCCUUGGAAUUCCAAUGCGAUGAGAGCUCUUCGUCCUCUUCUUCUUCGGUUUGUACGCCGACUCCAGCAUCUACUUUUCUGCUAUUAACGCCACAGAGAACUGAGCAGAGCAAUAUUAAGGCCAAGCAGAAAGCCUGCAAUAACGGAAGAACAACAAUUGAGAGGCGGAUGUCAUCAGGCCACGUUCAGUAUUUUGGUAGCAGCGACUCCAACAAAAAUGCUGCCACAGAUUCUUCAAUUUCGACGUCAUGGAGGAGUAAGAGCUGGAAGAGAAGCAUAGACGAGGAGAACUACUAUAGCAAUGAGAAAUAA